AUGGCUCAGCUUGGGGGCCAGCUUACUCAGUGGUCCUGGUCAAAUCCAUUCUCUAUGGACCCAGUUUCUUCUUAUGCACAGUGGGAGCAAUCCUGCUUGUGCCAGGCCAUGUUUGAACCCCAGGACUAUAAGAAAGAUGAGUGCUUCAUGGGUCUGUCUCCUCUUGAUCACAGGGAGCCAACACCAGCUGCUACCAUGGCAUCGCGCAUUGGGCUGCGCAUGCAGCUCAUGCGGGAGCAGGCACAGCAAGAGGAGCAGCGGGAGCGCAUGCAGCAACAGGCUGUCAUGCAUUAUAUGCAGCAGCAACAGCAGCAGCAGCAGCAGCAGCAGCAGCAGCAGCUGGGAGGACCACCAACCCCAGCCAUCAACACCCCGGUCCAUUUCCAGUCACCACCACCUGUGCCCGGGGAGGUGCUGAAGGUGCAGUCCUACCUGGAGAACCCCACUUCAUACCACCUGCAGCAGUCCCAGCACCAGAAAGUGCGGGAGUACCUGUCAGAGACCUACGGGAACAAGUUUGCUGCCCACAUCAGCCCUGCCCAGGGCUCCCCAAAGCCCCCACCAGCCGCUUCCCCUGGGGUGCGGGCUGGACAUGUGCUGUCCACCUCGACUGGAAACAGUGCCCCCAACAGUCCCAUGGCCAUGCUGCACAUCAGCUCCAACCCUGAGAAGGAGGUGAGUUAGGGCCACCUGUGCUGGGGGACUUCA
Nannospalax galili (Upper Galilee mountains blind mole rat) is the source of this 708-nucleotide messenger RNA. RefSeq names its product transcription factor EB-like. Gene Ontology annotation, biological process: regulation of transcription by RNA polymerase II. The transcript has 2 exons. Gene Ontology annotation, cellular component: nucleus. The record is from RefSeq and is a predicted model, not a curated record. NCBI's taxonomy places the organism in Eukaryota, Metazoa, Chordata, Mammalia, Rodentia, Spalacidae. Bases 1 to 684 code for a protein of 227 amino acids. Gene Ontology annotation, molecular function: RNA polymerase II cis-regulatory region sequence-specific DNA binding; DNA-binding transcription factor activity, RNA polymerase II-specific.